This is a messenger RNA of Carlito syrichta (Philippine tarsier), 1117 nucleotides long. RefSeq names its product translocase of outer mitochondrial membrane 22 (gene TOMM22). The coding region runs from base 36 to 464 and encodes 142 amino acids. NCBI's taxonomy places the organism in Eukaryota, Metazoa, Chordata, Mammalia, Primates, Tarsiidae. Gene Ontology annotation, cellular component: mitochondrial outer membrane. The transcript is spliced from 4 exons. Gene Ontology annotation, biological process: intracellular protein transport. The record is from RefSeq and is a predicted model, not a curated record.
CCUCCUCUCUUCCGCUUCCGGUGUCCCCUACAGCCAUGGCCGCUGCCGUCGCUGCUGCCGGCGCUGGGGAGCCCCUGUCCCCGGAUGAAUUACUCCCGAAAGGCGACGCGGAGAAGACUGAGGAGGAGCUGGAAGAGGACGACGACGACGAGCUAGAUGAGACCCUGUCGGAGAGACUGUGGGGCCUGACGGAGAUGUUUCCCGAGAGGGUCCGGUCUGCGGCCGGAGCCACUUUUGAUCUCUCCGUCUUUGUGGCUCAAAAAAUGUACAGGUUUUCCAGGGCAGCCUUGUGGAUUGGGACCACUUCCUUUAUGAUUCUGGUUCUUCCUGUUGUCUUUGAGACUGAGAAGUUGCAGAUGGAGCAACAGCAGCAACUGCAGCAGCGGCAGAUACUUCUGGGGCCUAACACUGGGCUGUCAGGAGGAAUGCCAGGGGCUCUACCUUCACUUCCUGGAAAGAUCUAAAUUGUUACUGCUAUAUUUGAGCUUUCUUGGUGGGAGAAUUUUGAAAUUCAGUAGUGUUUGAACUGCUGAUUUGAUUUUUUUUUUAACCAUUGGCACAUUGAUCUAUCUAAACCUGGUGGGGAGAAUUCUCCUCACAUUGUCUCCUGUAGAGACUCUCAACUUGCAACUGUGCCCUCCACGCUAUCCUGACUGUCUUUACUCUGAUACCAGAGUGCAGCCAUGCCGACGGUUAUUCCAGCACUGGCCACCUCACCCCUUUUGCUAAAUUGCUCCUGACUGGAAGAUCUCCUCACUAUCCCAUUGUGAGGCAGAAACAGAUGCCAGUGGGAGAGAUGUGCCCCUGACCAUUAAUGACUGUUUUUUUUUUUUUUUUUUUAAGAAUUGAGCUGUUGGGGAGGGACACGCACACACCAUGAAACAAACAAAAUGCAUUACUACUAGUGUAAAGUGGCCACUAUGAAUCCCUGUGUAUGUUGAAAAUGAAGGAGGCCGGCUGUAGCUUCAGCCACAGGAUGGUACUGUGGAGGACAGAGUGGGAGCUCAUUUCCUCUGCACAUUUUGGCUCUUAGACCCUGUGUGUGUACGCAAAAAGAAAAAAAAAAAGCCAGUGUUCACUUUUUGUAUUUAAAUAUUAAAAAUGAUUCCAACUGAAA